UUACAAGUAUAUGACAUCUACACCACGAGAAGGGUACUUUGGACUGCACACGCUCGGGACGUGAACAUCUUGAUCUGGACCUCGCGCAAGUCGGUCGUUCAUGGAACAAAUGGUCGCGUCAUGGUCCAUGGUGAUGGUACACGGGCUGAUGGUCGCAGGUCCAAGUAAUUCGCCCACCUUCGCUAGAUCUUGGUCGCGCAAGUCAGACGAGGCGCGGGAGCAUUUGGCAAUAGGAAAUCUAAUGUAGUAGGUGUUCAGGCCGGUUAUCUGGCCCGUCCCAUACCCAAAGCGCCUCAAACG
Pelagomonas calceolata is the source of this 300-nucleotide messenger RNA. NCBI's taxonomy places the organism in Eukaryota, Pelagophyceae, Pelagomonadales, Pelagomonadaceae. The record is from the annotation of a GenBank genome assembly.